AUGUCUUACGUCAAGAACGUUGCCAUCGUUGGUGCCAAUGGCACCGUCGGCACGUUCAUCACCGACGCCCUCCUCAAGACCGGCAAGCACACCAUCACAGCCCUGACCCGCUCCACCUCAGGCAACUUCCCCUUCGGUGUCAAGCUCGCCACCAUCGACUACGACAAGCCCGAGACCAUCGUCUCUGCCCUGAAGGAUCAGCAGGUCCUUAUCAUCACAAUGGGCGUUGGCGCUCCCCCGGAACAGCAGCUCAAGCUCAUCGAUGCGGCCGCCGACGCGGGCGUCCCCUAUGUGAUGCCCAACGACUGGGGCUAUGACGUGAGCCGCGACGACAUGUACAAGGAGUCUUUCUUCCACUUGCAGUCCAAGACAGCGCGUGCGCACAUCGAGGAACGCGGCGUGAGCAGCUGGAUCAGCCUGGUGUGCGGGUUCUGGUACGAGUUCAGCCUCGGCCAAGGAACAGAGACAUUUGGCAUCGACUCUAGCAAAAAGGAGGCCAUCCUGUUUGACGGUGGCAACACGCAGAUGGAUACGUCGACGCUCUCGUACGUCGGCAAGACUGUCGCCGCGCUGCUCUCGCUGCCUGAGAAGAAGGCCGAUGCCGCUGCUACCACAUCUGGUGGCAAGGGCGGCAGUCUGGAGCAGUUCAAGAACAACUACGUUCGCGUCGCCGAAUUCUCUGUCACCCAGCGCGAGAUGCUCGACUCGGUGCAGCGUGUAAGUGGCACAACAGACAAGGACUGGAAGAUCUCCCACGAGACCACGCGCGAGCGGUACGCCCAUGCUUCGGGCGAGGUCAUGAAGGGCAACUAUGCCUUGUUUGUGACGGCCAUGUACUCACGCGUGUGGUUCCCCGAUGGCAGCCCCGUGUAUCACGACAAGGGAUUGCAUGACGAAUUGCUGGGCUUGCAGAAGGAGGAGCUCGACGUUGCGAGCAAACGUGCUGUGGACCGCGGUCGGGUGGGAUACAACUCACACUAA
Microdochium trichocladiopsis is the source of this 981-nucleotide messenger RNA. RefSeq lists its product as uncharacterized. The record is from RefSeq and is a predicted model, not a curated record. NCBI's taxonomy places the organism in Eukaryota, Fungi, Ascomycota, Sordariomycetes, Xylariales, Microdochiaceae. The transcript is spliced from 2 exons. The coding region runs from base 1 to 981 and encodes 326 amino acids. Gene Ontology annotation, molecular function: oxidoreductase activity.